AUGCAUCUAUAUCUUCUGAUAUUAGCAUAUAUGUUGAAAGGAAUAGUUACCCAAUUACCUGAUCCCUUAUUGUCACCAUGCCCAGAUAUAUUUUAUUACGAACCUCAAAAGGAAGCUGACAAAUGGGUUGGAGUAAUCACAAUUCAUACUACUGAAAAACUUGUCGGAAUAUGGCUUACCGUGAAGUUGGAUAGGAAGGCUGAACUGUUGGGGAACUGGUUUGGAGAAACAUAUUCUACAGACAACAUAGAUUUCCGGAUCUCAAAUCCGGAGUACAUUCUUGAAGCGGGACCUCCUGUAGCAAUAAGGUUUUUUAUAAAGUACAACCCAAUUGGUACACCCCCUAAGUUGGACACUAUACGACUUAAUGGUUUAACUAUUUGCCCACAACAACGGCAAGAUUUACAAACAACGACCCCUAAGUUGCAUAUUAGCAAACCUAAACCUACUAUCUCUUCAACUAUCGUUGUGCAUACUGAAUCAGACAAAUAUGUGACACCAAAUACAAAUAAAAUUGUUUCAAGCUCAUCUCUUAAUAAAGAUUUGUCAUUAAAUAAUUUUAAUAGUCAGACCAUAGGAGGGGACGGUAUUAGUGAUUCCAGUUUGUAUAUUGACAAACCAGACGUUUAUAUUCAUUCUAUUGGCAAUGUUGGUCAUACUCAUCCCAUAGAUAAUUCUAAUAGUUUAAAAGACAAUAUUUUACCCAACUACAGCCCAUCUAUUGAUAAACCUGUUAGAGCGGCAGGUGGUAGUUUUAGUGGGUCUAGUUCUACAAUAGCAAAACCAGUUAAAGGCGUAGACACCAUAAUCACCAAUAACUACAAUUCACCUAUCAACAGACCUAUUGGUACUGUAAAUAGCAAUUAUCCUAUUACAAAUAAUCCAAAUAUUGGUACGGGAAAUUAUUAUCCUCCUAGUACCAGACCAAACGGCAAGCUCCCUGAGUAUCCUAUAAAUAAUGGUAGAAAUAGGUAUCCUGUUGAAACGAAACCUGUGGAUAAUCCGCAUUUGGGAUACAAUGUAGCUACAACAGGAGAUUAUGGUACCAACGUUCCAAUAGGAUCAGAUGAAAAGUCCAUGGAACUAAUACGCGAAAAUCCAAAUACUAUUCCUAACAGAGAAGUUGGUGCGCCAUCUUUAUACAAUGAGCUUAAUGUACAUGCCAACAUUUCACCAAGCAAUAUACAAACUCCUUCCCACAAUUCUGAAUCGCGUGAUUCGGAGGAAGAUUUCUUUCCAGGAGACUUUAAUGCAGAUAAAGGUGCAAGUACGGAAAAUAAUCUUAAAAAACCGUUACUUGAAAAACAACCAACUGUAGGUUGUGGUACAGUGGCAUUAAAGCCUAAAGCUUUCAUUGCCUAUGGACAGGAUACAACUCCAGGAGAAUGGCCAUGGCAUGCAGCAGUGUAUCAUACAAAAGGCAUAACCUUAAGGUAUAUAUGUGGAGCAAGUCUAAUAUCACAGACACACGUGUUAAUUGCUGCCCAUUGUGUAACCAAACCUCGGGCAGCUAUAGCUGUUGAACCUGAGAGCAUUUUAGUCUAUUUUGGAAAAUAUAACUUAAGGACUUUUGGGCCAGAGACCCAAGACAGAGAUGUUUCACAAAUUACUAUUCACCCAAAUUUUAAUUCUUCGAUGUUUUUUAAUGAUAUAGCAAUUAUAAAGUUGUCACGACCUGUUGAAAUAACAGACUAUGUUAGACCUGUUUGUCUUUGGGAAGAUGAUACCAACUUGGAAUCAAUUGUCAACAAAGAUGGAACCUCUGUGUGUAAUGGAGACUCUGGAGGAUCUAUGGUGUUCCCUAAAAGAAGUUCAAGUGGACAAAACCCGGUGUGGCAAAUUAGAGGUAUUGUUUCAGUAGGCGUAGCGUUACAAACUGAAGGGAUUUGCGAUACUUCCCAAUACGUAAUUUUCACAGAUGUUGCGAAAUACUUGCCAUGGAUAAAAGAAGUUAUGAAUUCAAAUUAA
This is a messenger RNA of Diabrotica balteata, 1968 nucleotides long. Lineage: Eukaryota; Metazoa; Arthropoda; Insecta; Coleoptera; Chrysomelidae. The record is from the annotation of a GenBank genome assembly.